Molecule: messenger RNA, 2353 nt
Organism: Nerophis ophidion (straightnose pipefish)
Lineage: Eukaryota; Metazoa; Chordata; Actinopteri; Syngnathiformes; Syngnathidae
Product: enhancer of mRNA-decapping protein 3-like
Exons: 7
Coding region: 172-1605 (477 amino acids)
Biological process (GO): deadenylation-independent decapping of nuclear-transcribed mRNA; P-body assembly
Cellular component (GO): P-body
Molecular function (GO): mRNA binding
Source: RefSeq, a predicted model, not a curated record
AGAAGGCUGCUCGCCAGCCGCCAUUAAAGCAAUAGAAGAAGAGGAGUCGGCAACACAGCGGAAGUGACGCCCCAGACGCCAUUCAAGCAGUAGCGGAGGAAGCUAACACUUUAAGAACCUAAGUCCGUGUUUUUGUGAUACGAAUACAAUUCUUGGUGCUCCCAACAAGGCAUGGCUGCAGAUUGGCUGGGUAGUUUGGUGUCAAUAAACUGUGGCCCAACAUUGGGAGUUUAUCAGGGAGAGGUGUCGUCAGUGGACCAGUCCUGCCAAACAAUAUCCCUCAGACAACCUUUUCACAAUGGAGUCAAGUGUCCUGUUCCAGAAGUUACAUUCAGUGCCAUUGACAUUAAGGACUUAAAAAUCUUGGAUAUCAGAAAUGGAAAUGCCCAGACCAGCUCAUCAGUGUCCACUAAUUCAAAAAGUAAUCCAGUUGCAGUUCCAAAAGGUGACCUUCGAACUGUAGAUACGGGGAAUUCUCCACAAAGCUUUGCCAAAAGCUAUGGAGACCGCCACCUGGAGGUCCCCAAGGGCUUUAGACGAAGACACAACUCCUGGUCAUCCAGCAGUCGAGGCGCGAACCAAGUCACCCCAAAGAAGAACGGAGUGAAGAACGGUAGCAGUCAGAUGAAGCAAAGGGACGACGAGUGUUUUGGCGACGGGAUAGACGACGGCCUGGACACAGACUUUGAUUUUGAAGGAAACUUGGCCCUUUUCGACAAAGCGGCAGUUUUUUCAGAGAUCGACACGUCAGAGCGUCGCAACGGGGCGAGAUCGCGUGGGACGCCUCAAGAGCAAACGCCCUCACGGUACCGCCAUGAUGAGAACAUUCUGGAGGGCAAACCUGUAGUGUACAGACAGAUCACUGUACCACAGCCAGGGGCCAAAGAAUACUGCACUGACUCUGGACUUGUGGUACCCAGUAUAUCAUACGAUCUGCACAAGCGUCUGCUGUUAGUCGCGGAGCGUCAUGGCCUCACGUUGGAGCGGCGACUUGAAAUGACUGGAGUGUGUGCUAGUCAGAUGGCCCUCACAUUGCUUGGUGGGCCAAACAGGUUCACCCCAAAGAAUUUACACCAGCGUCCCACAGUGGCACUGCUGUGUGGGCCACACGUUCAGGGCGCUCAGGGCAUCAGCUGUGGUCGUCACCUGGCAAACCACGAAGUCGAGGUCGUCCUGUUCCUUCCUAACUUUGUCAAGAUGGUGGACCCAGUCACCUGCGAGCUCACACUCUUCAAUAAGACUGGGGGGAAACAAGUGUCAAAUAUCAAAGAGCUGCCGGACACGCCGGUGGAUCUAAUCAUCGACUGCCUUGACUGCCACGAGAACACAUUCCUGAUGGAUCAGCCUUGGUACAGAGCCGCUGCCGAUUGGGCUAACCAGAACCGUGCACCAGUUCUCAGCUUAGAUCCUCCUGUUAGCGGACAAGGACAGGCAGUGGAGGCCAAGUGGUCCCUCUCCCUGUGCCUGCCCCUUCCCUUAGGGGAGGGGGCCGGCAGUGUCUACCUGUGUGACAUAGGUAUCCCCCGUCAGGUCUUUCAGGAAGUGGGAAUCAACUACCAUUCCCCUUUUGGGUGCAAAUUUGUCAUCCCUCUGCACUCAGCAUAAUUGGAUUGAUGAGUGAACAUUUUGCCGUCCCGGGCUGUGUCAAAGCAUUCUUUUUGAGCUUCAAGUGUUUGGCAGUGGAUCCGGAAAGUAAGUUACUGACAUUUCAACACGUGAAUGAGACCUCUCCUUCGUACUUUAUAAAGGAUCAUGGUUUAAUGCGUUAGUUCUUCACUGCUACUUGCGUUAUAUUGCAAGAGGACACCACACAAGGGGAUUCUUCUUUGAUAACACCGUUAUAAGCUGCAGUAAUGAUGGAGAUAAUGCUAGUAUUGUAUCUACAUAGUAUUUGGAUAAAGAGGUUAUUUAAAAGUACAACCUGAAGGACUUUAUAUAAUGGAGCGUUCAAUAUUGUAGGACAAUCCCAGACUUGAAUGUUGUGACAUGAACGCCAUCAAACAACAGUUAUUUCAUUCAAACAAAAACUAAGGCAGCUAAUGGUGUAUAAUGAUCCUACAACUCUAAAUACAUGACCACAGAAGAGCAGUUUUUGUUGGUGCGUUAGACUGUAAAGGGCUUCAGUGUGCAUAAACUCUUGCUUUUUUCAUUUCUCUUCAGAUUUUUAAAAUAAUGAGUGCCAUUGAGUCACUGUGGCGCUGCCUGACAGGGAAAAACAGAAAGUGGGGAAGAAAGUAUAAGUUGAAAAGCCGUGACUGUUUAUUUUCCAGUUGAUUCACUUUUUUUUUUUUUUAAAUGCAUUCCAACAUGUCGAACACUGGCAGUUUGUCAUUAAAUAGUUAAAUCUCACAAA